GGAUUGUUGCAUUAUUUACUUUUGUAUUUGCGCACUAGUGUUUUGCGCAUUGUUGUUUGAGUCACAAUGGCCAGCAGCAGCACACCGCUCCGGAAGUCGGGCGCAACGCGGCUUUUCCAGACGCCACAAUCCGUCGUGCGAGAGCAACCCGCCAACGAUGAUGAAGAGGAACGUCGAUUGCGCCGCUCGGAAGCUUCGCUUGACGACAGCUUUUCAACAAACUCCACGCUGGCGCAAGACAAUGAAAACAUAAAGAUGGGUCUGAAGCUGUACUCGGACAACAAACUCAGCAAAGAGAAUGCCUGGUCGCUGACGAUCAUCGACAGUUUCGCGAAGCUGAUGUCGCGCCACUCGAAGUCGAUGCAAAACUUCCAGGUGGCCGGCUCGACACUGGAAGCUUCGACAAAGGUGUACGGGUUGCGUGUCGAUUCCGUGCACACGGACGUGAUGCGCAUGUCUUCCGAGCUUACGCGCCAGACGGCCCGCGCCAUGGGCAGCAACGCAAGGGCCGACGACGACCAUGACACCAGCGGUGGCGGCGAUGGAUCCUUUGCGGAUGGUGGCAAUAAAGAGAAUAACACGGGCGAUAACGGCCAGCAGCAGCCGAAGGCGAAGAAGAAGCGCACCCGCAAACUGGUCAGCACGGUUACAAAGUCGAAGGAUUCGAUUAACGCCGUGCUCGAUACGAUUCCGUUCACGGAUCCGUUCUUUGCGAAGCUCAACUCGGUCGUCGGGGACGUGAACAGCUCGAGCCGCUUGAUGCAAAACAUCGUCCCGACGUACAACUCCGAACUGCGCCUGCGGAUGGACUACCCGUUUUGGGAUGCAACGGGCUCACCAAAGCUCGACCUAGAUGGCCCUGAGGGGCCCUUCGAGGCCGGUGAUGAUGUUUGCAGACUGCAUGUUGCCCGUGCCAUCGGACUGGAUAAUCCUUUGCAUGAGCUGCAUCGCGGUUACAUCAUCACUGACGCACCGGCGGAAGAUGAUGAGAAGGAUAUGGACGACGAGAAACGCGGAAGCGCCACGGAGUACGAUCCGAGCCUGUGUGACAUGGAAGCUCGUAGCAAUGAGACGGGCAUGCUGAACCGGUCCGCGCUGGACGUACAGUUCGAUAUUAAUGCCGAGGUGGCGCCGGUGCCCACCGGGGACGCCUUCAUUCUCGACUACGACGCCAAGGACAUCGAUGGCGACGACGACUUUGCGGAAGAUGACGAGUUGGCGCUGGAGCAGUGCAAAGGGCUGAUGCGCAAAACGAUUCAAAUUGAGGACAUGCGACCGAUUGACUCGUCCUGCUCGAACCUCGAGUACUCCUACCGGCCGUUGGAUAACAUUUCGCAGUUCUGGGCCGGUCCGGCUCACUGGAAGUUCAAACGGUCGACUCGAGCACGGGGCACGAUAACGGUGCUGCUGUCCGGGACCGACAGUGCCAGCGGGUCGGUGGCGAAGGAACGGGUCGGUCGACGGAAGAAACGCUUCGAGCUGGACACGCUGGACGAUGUGCUGAGCGUGGACGCCAGUCUCUUCAAGGCGUACGAUCCCAACAAACCGAUCAAGGGCAUCACGAUUCAGAAGAACUCGAUUUGCAAGAAGUGGGACUCGAAGAAGCUGAAGUUGCCCACCAACUUCCAUCUCGAUCGCGAUCGCUUCGACAAGUGGCAUUAUGCCCGUGGUUUGAACGUCCGUGAUUUCAUUCGGAACGCCUCUGUGGCCAUAGAGCCGGCUCCCUCGGAAGAGUACAACUGCGAAACGGGAGACGAUCAUACAUCGUGCGGCAACGAUAUGGAUGAUGGCAGAGACGAUGACCUCGAUCAUGCAGGAGAUUUGCUGCCGGAAGCACACGUUGGUGAUCUUCGCAACGUUACGGCUACCGGUCCAACGCAGCAGCUCAACGCGACGGUGGAUGCCAUUUCCACCGAAUUCGAGGGUGCCCCCGAAAAGAUUGCCAAAAUCAACAUCGCUUACGCCAAGAAGGCCAAGCCGAUCGAUAUGAAGCAGCUGAAGAAUGGUUGCUGGCGCGUGAUCAACAAUUACUUGGUGCCCGAUGCACCGCUGACGCAACCGACGCAAGGCACACAGACGGAUCCUCUGCCAGCGCUUUCGCAAUCGGCCAAAGAUGGCCCACUAAGGUUCAGUCGAGUGUACGCCAAGGUGCCCCAACUGCUGAGCAAAACGAUGAGCGAAAACGUUUCGAAAUCUCUCGCCUUUUACGCAGUCCUGCACCUGGCCAACGAGAAAAAGCUCAAACUGCAGGGUCAGAAAGAUUUGCAGGACUUUACCAUCGAAAUGUACACCCGACCGACUGCGGUCGUCGACGAAGAUUAGUAAACUUUAGCGUAAACGU
Anopheles bellator is the source of this 2341-nucleotide messenger RNA. It is a transcript of the gene barr, whose product is annotated as condensin complex subunit 2. The coding region runs from base 67 to 2322 and encodes 751 amino acids. Gene Ontology annotation, molecular function: chromatin binding. Gene Ontology annotation, biological process: mitotic chromosome condensation. The record is from RefSeq and is a predicted model, not a curated record. Gene Ontology annotation, cellular component: condensin complex. The transcript is spliced from 5 exons. Lineage: Eukaryota; Metazoa; Arthropoda; Insecta; Diptera; Culicidae.